Molecule: messenger RNA, 2273 nt
Organism: Aspergillus costaricaensis CBS 115574
Lineage: Eukaryota; Fungi; Ascomycota; Eurotiomycetes; Eurotiales; Aspergillaceae
Product: protein kinase COQ8
Exons: 3
Coding region: 60-2216 (718 amino acids)
Biological process (GO): ubiquinone biosynthetic process
Cellular component (GO): extrinsic component of mitochondrial inner membrane
Molecular function (GO): kinase activity
Source: RefSeq, a predicted model, not a curated record
CAUUAUGCGAAGACGGUAGUUUGGAGACCAGCCCGGGUUUCUCUGCUACUUUAUCAAUUAUGUCGGGCAAGCGUCUGUUGGACGCGAUCCAACUUUGCAAUGUCGCCAGGUCCGUGGCCGUGAAGCACCUCGAGGUGCGGCAGCGCCAGUUAGACCUAUUUACCAGGACUUCAUCCCUCACCAAGGGCAUCAAGAGCCAGGUGGAUGGCCUCUGUAUGACCGCACAAGCUGCGGCAGCCUUAGCAAAGAGAUUCAAUGAUGAUCCUUCUCCCUCCCAACCAGCACCCGCACCGUCACCCCGUGCCCCGAGCUCGUCCCCCACGCACACGAAUCUCUCGCCGGAUGAGGCCAGGAAAGCACAACGACAGGCAGAAUCGCAGAUACCUUCAACGACGGCGGAACAUACCGGUUACGGAGCCAGUCAAUUGGAUGUCAGCCAGCAGCAAGAUGUCUUCUAUGAACCCUCCAAACAGACGACCCCCGGCUCGUCUGGACUUCCUAGGGUUAAGCUACCCAAGACCUCCAGCGACACGCAAACCGGCAUCAACACUGAAAUCAAUGCGGACGUAUUCCACUCUCCCGUCAGUGCCGAGAAACCGGCGUCGUCAAUCCAGCCUACGGAACAACAGGAGGAGAUUUCGGAGGAUAUGAUGAAGGAGAUAUUCCACAGCCCCAAGGUCGCUAGGAUGCUGUCUCGUCAAGCUGCUGCGGAUCUAAGAUACAAAGGAAAGACCCCGGUGCCUCCAUCUGACGCCAAACCCAUCGCGAAGGAGGCCCUGUCGAAAGAAGAGGCCCAGGCCGUGGAAGACAUUGUGUCAACAACAACAGUGGAACCUGAGACUGCCGCAGCCAUGAAGCAGCAGACAACGUACCAGAUGAUCGAGUCUCGCGUUCCAGCAUCUCGACUAGGCAGGCUAUGGCAAUACGGUGGCCUAGCCACAUCCAUGGCAUUUGGCGCCGUCAGUGAAAGCCUGCGACGCGCCACUGGAAGCCAGUCCGAAAGCACUGGAUCCCUCAUGUUCAGCGCCGGAAACAUGGAACGUCUUGUCGCCAAACUCUCCAAGAUGCGCGGAGCGGCCCUCAAGCUGGGGCAGAUGCUGAGCAUCCAAGACAGCAAAAUGCUCCCCGACUCCAUCCACGAGGUCCUCCAACGAGUCCAAGACCGCGCAGACUACAUGCCCGCCUCGCAACGCGACAAAGUCCUUACCGACAACCUCGGUCCCAACUGGCGCGACCUCUUCUCCUCCUUUGACGAAAUCCCCAUGGCAGCCGCCUCCAUCGGCCAAGUGCACGGCGCCGUCCUCGUCUCCACGGGCCAACCCGUCGCCGUCAAAAUCCAAUACCCAGGCGUCGCCGACUCCAUCGACUCCGACCUCAACAACCUCUCCAUCCUCCUAACCGCCUCCCGCCUCCUCCCACGCGGCCUCUACCUCGACAAAACCAUCGCCAACGCCCGCACCGAACUCGCCUGGGAAUGCGACUACCACCGCGAAGCCACCUGCGGCGAGCACUUCCGUUCCCUCCUGGCCGACGACCCCGUCUUCCACAUCCCCGCCAUCAUCCCCGAAGCCUCAGGCAAACAAGUCCUCACAAUGGAACGCCUCAACGGCAUCGCCGUCACCAAAAUCCAAAAUUUCACCCAAUCCCAACGCGACUGGAUCGGCACCCAAAUCCUCCGUCUCUGUCUUCGCGAAAUCACCGAAUUCAAGUACAUGCAGACGGACCCCAACUGGACGAACUUCCUUUACAACGCCCAGACGAACAAGCUCGAAUUACUCGAUUUCGGCGCCUCCCGCGAAUACCCCGACGAAUUCAUCACGAAGUAUGUGCAUACGCUGAUCGCGGCAGCGAAGAACGAUCGUCAGCGCUGCGCGGACUUGUCCCGCGAAUUAGGGUAUCUCACGGGCCAUGAGAGUCAAGAGAUGGUCGAUGCGCACGUUACUUCUGUUAUUACUAUCGCGGAGCCGUUCAUGGAGUCGUCGCCCGAUGUGUAUGAUUUUAGGAACCAGACUAUUACGGAUCGCGUGAGGGGGUUGAUUCCCCUUAUGAUUCGGGAGAGGUUGACUCCGCCGCCUGAGGAAACGUAUAGUUUGCAUCGGAAGUUGAGUGGGGCGUUUUUGUUGUGCGCGAGGUUGGGAUCUAGAGUGCCGUGUAAGGAGAUGUUUAGGGAGGCGGUUAGGAAGGCGCGGGUUGCGGGGACUAUUGAGAGGGAGUAAGUGUAUUAUUAAAGGGUUGUGGGGGUGGUGUAUUAUUCUCUUCUCUGGAAUUGUAUC